Molecule: messenger RNA, 4103 nt
Organism: Choloepus didactylus (southern two-toed sloth)
Lineage: Eukaryota; Metazoa; Chordata; Mammalia; Pilosa; Megalonychidae
Gene: HDGFL3
Product: HDGF like 3
Exons: 6
Coding region: 446-1057 (203 amino acids)
Biological process (GO): regulation of transcription by RNA polymerase II
Cellular component (GO): nucleus
Molecular function (GO): double-stranded DNA binding; transcription coregulator activity
Source: RefSeq, a predicted model, not a curated record
AACAAUAAUAAGAUCGUGUUUGCGGUCGCUGCCCGAGGAGGAAUUCGGAGGAAGCGCGAGGCCCGGCGCUCGCGCCGCUCCUGGCAGCCCGUGAGAGAGGCCGACGGUGGCGGCAUGAGGCAGGCGACGCGGCGCCUGUGAGCGGCGCGCAGUGGCGGCGGGGACCUCGGCGCGGCCAGACGCGGGCGGGCGAGCGCCGAGCGGCCGGGGGCUCCCCUCCCCCGCUGCCGGGCCGUGAUUUGCCGGGCCUGUUGCGCCCCCCUGCCCACCCCUUCGCCUCAGCAGCCUCCUCGCCGCUUCCCCUCGUCGGAGCGGCCGCUCGCCUGCCCGCCCGCCCGGCUCGAGGCCCGCGGGGAGCGCGGCGCAGUCCGUCGGCCCGCGGUGGGGACGGCCUCUCGGCAUCUUCGGCGGCGACCAAGGACGACCGGGAAGGGGAGCGGCUGGGAUGGCGCGUCCGCGGCCCCGCGAAUACAAGGCGGGCGACCUGGUCUUCGCUAAGAUGAAGGGCUACCCGCACUGGCCGGCCCGGAUUGAUGAACUCCCAGAAGGAGCCGUGAAGCCUCCAGCAAAUAAGUAUCCUAUCUUCUUUUUUGGCACCCAUGAAACUGCAUUUCUAGGUCCCAAAGACCUUUUCCCAUAUAAGGAAUACAAAGACAAAUUUGGAAAGUCAAACAAACGGAAAGGAUUUAAUGAAGGAUUGUGGGAAAUAGAAAAUAACCCAGGAGUAAAGUUUACUGGAUACCAGGCAAUUCAGCAACAGAGUUCUUCAGAAACUGAGGGAGAAGGCGGCAAUACUGCAGAUGCAAGCAGUGAGGAAGAAGGUGAUAGAGUAGAAGAAGAUGGAAAAGGCAAAAGAAAGAAUGAAAAAGCAGGCUCAAAACGGAAAAAAUCGUACACUUCCAAGAAAUCCUCUAAACAGUUCCGGAAAUCUCCAGGAGAUGAAGAUGACAAGGAUUGCAAAGAAGAAGAAAACAAAAGCAGCUCUGAGGGUGGAGAUGCUGGUAAUGACACAAGAAACACAGCUUCAGACUUGCAGAAAACUAGUGAAGGGACCUAACUACCAUAAUGAAUCUGCAUAUUAAGAGAAACCACAAGAAGGUUAUACGUUUGGUUGUCUAAUAUUCUUGGAUUUGAUAUGAACCAACACAUAGUUAUUGUUGUCAUUGACAGAAUCCCAGUUUGUAUGUACAUUAUUUACAUUCCUCUGUUGUGUUUGCAAAAAAAAAACCCAAGACAUUUUAGCCUUUUUUAAGAUUAUUGAUUUAAUUUCAUGUUAUUUGGUUGCAUGAAGUUGCCCUUAACCACUAAGGAUUAUGAAGAUUUUUGCACAGAUUUAUACAUGUCUAGGAUCCUUUUAUCAAGGCAGGUAUGCUCAUCAUUCUCCUGCCUUCAUCCCACCAUCGCCAAACACUCAGUUAAAUAUAAAUUAGCAUUUUUUAAAUGAUCAUUCAACAUAAUGCUUAAGGAUGGGACUUCAUCUCUGUGACAGAACCCAGGAAUUAAUUCCUAGAUAUAUAAUGUUUAGUAUAUUGAAGAUGAAAUUAAAAUUGUCCUUCAGUUUUGAGGCCAUGUGUAAAGUUUAACCACAUUGUAAAAUAUCAAUUAUGUAUUAGAAAUAGCUAGUUGAGAGCUUAUACUUCUCAAAACUCAUGUUGUUAUGUACACAAACUCAGUUUCUAUAUGUGAAGUUAGUGAGUCUUUUUGUGUUACUCCAGAAUAAAGGCAAUGAUUUAUUUUUUCCCAAUGCCAAUACAAUUUGAGCUAAUCUCUCAAGAAGGAUAUUUUACAUUUUAAACCUGGAAUCAGCAGCCCUAUGGGAAACCAGACAAAGCAUUGACUUUUAAAUAUAGACUUUUAAAAUAAACUGUUGUUUUCUUUUGGAACUAGAGUUAGAAUAGUUAAUAGUCACCACACAAACCAUUAUUAUGUGUACAUUAUUGUUGCUAUUGUGAUAAUAGAGAAUUUUAUUUAUUUUUAUGCCAGCUUCUAUUGUGAGAACACCUUUAGUCAGUUUGGGUUUUAUCAAUCCUGUUAUGCUUGUCCUUGGAAAAGCUUUCGCGUAUUCGAGGUUUGUAGUUGAAAAGUUUACUGUAAAAAAAAAAAAUCAAAAACAAAAAAAUGUAUUGUUUUUACAGAAUAAAUUUAUUGGAAUGUGUUCUGGGAGUAAGAUUUGAGGUGUAAGCAACUAAGUUAGUGUUAUUUGGCUUCAUAUAUGUAAUAAUGUGAGGUAUUAAUGUUAUUCAUAUAUUAAAGCAAAAAUUGUUAGCAAGUGGACAGUAGAAUGAAGUGCAGGUGAGGGUUUUCUUUUUCUUUUUUUAACUCUCUGGUUUUAGCUUAUUUGAAAACAUUGGGGGCAACAGCUGUGUGAUUUGCUUGCAUAUCUAAGAUAAUAACCUUUACUAGCUCAAGGGACCCUAAAUUCAAACACUUGACAUUAUCCAUGCAUUGAUAUUUAAUAUGUACCCCAUACAUAUUUAAUAUGUACUCCAUUUUCUUUUGGUUGUCUUUUCUUUCUGAAUGAGCGAAUAAAUAACAUCAAGAGAAAUGUGAGAAGUCCUAAAAGUCUAGGGCCAUUAAUGAUGGUGGUGGUAAUGGUGGUGAUGAUGAUGAAGGCAGCCAAGAGUAUGAAAGUAUCAGUCCACUUACCACUGAGGGCACACUGAGGAGGUGGCUGUAUUUUUGUUCAUUUCCCUAGUUUAGCAAAUACUGGAUUUUCUCUAUUAUACGCACAUACAAUUCCGAAUAUGAAAAGUUCAUAAAAAGAUAGUAGGGAUGCCAAUUCAUUUUUUUUUUUCUUAAAAAGCACUUCUUAAUUUUGAAUAUUAAUUAAAAUUCAUCAAAAGGCCUCUUCAUUGCUCACACUAACACAACAAGGAGAAAGUAGAUGACAUUUUCAAUUGGAAAAUACAACUGACAGAUUUUUAAGACUAAAAUGUUCUAGGGACUACAAAACUUGUGAAGAAAAUACACAAUGUUUCAAAUUUAACAAGAUUUGUCUUCGUGAAAAGUCAAAAAUAAUUUUAUUAAAAAUAUACACAAUAAUACAGUAGAAAUAUUUCCAGUCACCAAUAAAACAAGUGUUCACUAAGGUUGAUAAUAAAGUACCAAUCCUUUAGCUGUUUAGAUUGACACAAAAAUUUUAGUUAAAACAAUUUUUAAAACAACCAUAAAUAAUAUACUUUUCUUGAGAAAACAUUUUUCAAACAACAUUUAAAAAUAUUUUCAGGCUCUGCCUUUUAUAUUGAGGUUGAUAAUAAAGCAUAUACAUCUUACAUAUGCAAAAAUUAUUUCUCCACUCUGCAUUUGCUAUUGAAUUUUUUAAUAUGCGUAGACCAUAUUCACUUUUGAGUGGUUUCAUUUCCAUGCUCACUAUUGUAGGAAAUAAAUUGUAAAGUUUUGCACUUACAAUUAUUUAAUAUAUACAACAAUAUUGAGAUAGAUGGUUAGGUUUAUUCACAAAUAAUUUAGAAUAUAUUUCUUUAAGCAAACUGUUUUCAACAACUUCAAUUUUCCUUCAAAAAAAAGAAAAAUCUGCCUACACAAUGCCAUUUUAUAGCUCACACCUAGAAUGCAGGGCAAGAAUUCAUGUAUUCUUAACUUAAAUAUCUAGAUACGGGAAGGGAGUGCAGUGGACAAAGUAGCAGUUCCAGGGUAACAAAAAUCAGUAAUCUAGAGAGAGAGAAAAUGAAGUAAGGAUUUUAUUCAACUUUUUCAUCUGCCUUUGUUUUUAUGAAGAACUCUGGUUUGUAGAUACAGCGAUAGGCCAAGAGCUGAGGAAGAAUUCCAUAUGCUAUGUUUAAUGCUAAAAAAAGGUUUUUCGCUUCUUCAGGGACUCUGUAGACAUAAGCAGUUCUAGCAUGAAGAGAAGCACCAAUGUGGCAAAACUGAGCCUGUUGCGUAAAACAAAAAUGGGUAAGCAUGAAAUUUGUGCUCAGACAGAUGCACAGAGAACUCUGAAAGUUUCAUUCAGCCCAUGUUCAUGUGCCCUCAGAACCAGUCCCACCUGCAAACAAAAUGCUUCCAAACAAUCUACAAUCUUUAAUCCUUCAUUGAAUUUAGGGACAUUCUUGAUAUAACUGUUCAAAUAAAGUGUACCUUCUUUA